Closterium sp. NIES-65 is the source of this 1185-nucleotide messenger RNA. The record is from the annotation of a GenBank genome assembly. Lineage: Eukaryota; Viridiplantae; Streptophyta; Zygnematophyceae; Desmidiales; Closteriaceae.
AUGCGCGCGCCCUGCCGUUCAUCGCGCGCACCCUGCUUCGUCGCCGCGCGUGCCUUAUUUUCGCCACGCGCGCCUUAUUUUCGCCCCGCGCGCCCUGGUUUCGCCGUCGUGCGCCCGGCCUCGCGUGCGCCCUGCUUUGUGCCCAUGCGCGCUCUGCUUCCCCCUGGUUGCGCCCGCCCUGCCCCACGUGGCUGCCCUCCUUGUGGCUGCCCUUCCACUCGCGAGCGCCUCCUCUCCUCCCGCCGUGCUCUCCCCUUCCUCAAUCCGUCCCCCCCUCCUUCCCCCCCUCCCUCACCCUCCUCCUUUCCACUCUCCUUUGCGCUUGAAGCACCGCCUUACUUCUUCCUCCUCCUAUUUCCUCUCCUUCUCUACUACCCUUCCACACCAUCCGCCCCUUCUCCCUCCUCCUCCUCCUCCUCUCUUCUCUCCCUUCAUUCCCCUCCCCAUCGCACUCUCUCCUCCGCCUCUCUUCUCUCGUCUACUGCUGCAGCUGUUGGUUGCCAGCCUUGCUUCGUAGCCGUGCUCCUUCCCCACUGUGUUCCUCCGCCUCUAUUUUCUCCCCUCAGCGGCGCAGCAACAGACUAUUCCACUGUUAUCCCUCCUCUUAUUUCUCCCCACAGCGGCGCAGCAGCAGACUACUCCGCCAUUAUCCCUCCUCUUAUUUCUCCCCCCACCGGCGCAGCAACAGACUAUUCCGCCAUUAUCCCUCCUCUUAUUUCUCCCCUCAGCGGCGCAGCAGCAGACUACUCCGCCAUUAUCCCUCCUCCUCUUAUUUCUCCCCUCAGCGGCGCAGCAGCAGACUACUCCGCCGUUAUCCCUCCUCUUAUUUCUCCCCUCAACGGCUCAGCAGCUGACUACCUCGUCCAUAUUCCUCCUCCUCUUUUAUCUCCCCACAUCUGCUCCAUUGCUACCCCCUUCCCCCGAUGGGGCCUAUUCUCGUUCUUACCUCUCCUCCUCUGCGCUUCCGCCCUCACCCGUCUCCUGCCGUACCUCCUCUCCUACCCUUGCCUUUCCUCAUCUCCGCUCCCUUCGCUGCCCCUUCCUCCCCUUGCACCUCUCCUACUUGCCUAUGGACCUCCCAUCUUCUCCGCCCCUCUGCUUGGGUUCCGCUAUCCCAUCACUGUCGCCACUCUUGUGCCGCUGUCACCUCUGGUAUUGGUUCUCUGGCCUCUGUCUUCAAUGUAA